Messenger RNA from Tetranychus urticae (two-spotted spider mite), 2228 nucleotides. The record is from RefSeq and is a predicted model, not a curated record. NCBI's taxonomy places the organism in Eukaryota, Metazoa, Arthropoda, Arachnida, Trombidiformes, Tetranychidae.
GAAGGAGAUGACUUUUGUUCAGAGGAUGAAGAAGUUGCCAUAAAAAAACAAGAAUUCAACCAUCGCAAGAUCAAUCGAUUUAAGAGAAAAGAAAGGCUCUUGAAUUAUUUAACACAGACAAUUAAAUUAUUACGGGACAACAAAUGUGAUUAUGCUGCUUGUAAUAAUCUCAAAGAAACGUGUUUCCAUAAAGCAGCUAAAUACGGUUAUUUUGAUUUGAUCGAGGCUCUCAUCAAAAGUGAUUGCAAGCUUAGUGAAAGUAUCAAUGAAGAUGACAAUACAUUAUUGCAUCUUAUAGUCAGACAUACACCCAAAAGGUGCUCACAGUUAUUGCCAAGUCUGAAAAACAAUGAAGAUGCUAUUAGACGACUCACAAACAUGAUGAAAGUUCAGAAUCGAUCGGGAGAAGUCCCAUUAGCAUCAGUAUUACUGAAUUACAAAUCUCUUGAUAAAGAUGAACAAGAAGUAAAUUUGAUUGAUUUCAUGGUCAACACGCUUCAAGCUGACGUUAGAAUAAAUGUUCCUCUGGACAAUAUUAAAACUGAAACUUGUAUCAACUUUGUGAUCAAAUACUGUACUCCUGAGAUUGUCUCUAUUAUCCAAAAAAGACUGGACUUCUUGAAUAAAAAUUCACCCCUACCACCAACACCAACACCAGCACCGGUACCUCCACCGCCUCCUUCUUCAUCAGCUCCCGUUACUACGAACAGUUCAACUCCAUCUACGACAACAAGCACAACUGUUGCUGUUACUUCACCUUCUAAAAUUGUAACUACUUCAUCUAAUGUCACUCAAGUAAUUUCAGCAGUUACGCCAGUUUUAUCUAACUCAACAACUCCAAUUGCUGCAACAAAUCUAACUUCUACAACAAAUUCAAAACAAAUCUCUGCUCCUUCAACUGAAGUUAACAUUUCUCCACCUUCUGUGGUGAAAACUUCACCUCCUAAAAUUACUGUAGCUACAACUUCUAAUGUCACUACAAUAACUACAAUAACUACUGCAGCUACAACAGUUCUUUCAAACUCUACAGCUUCAACUUCUCCAGUCAUUGUAUCGACUACAACAAAUCAAACCUCCACGACAAAUUCAAAACAAGUUUCUACUCCAACAACUGAGCUGAGUGCUUCUCCAACUUCCAACGUAAAAAAUUCUUCUCCUAAAACUACUGUGGCAACAACUUCUGUUGUCACCUCGGUAAAUUCAACAGCUACAACAGUUAUUUCAAACUCGACAGCACCAACUCCUCCGAUUACUGCACCGAUUGCAACAAAUCCACCAACAACUCCAACCUUAACGACAAAUUCCAAACAAAAUUCUUCACCAGCAACUGAAUUGAGUGUUUCACCUUCUAGCGUGAAAACUUCAGCUCCUAAACAAGUUGCACCACCUGUUCCAACAAACUCAGACUCCGUUGCUCAACCUCUAUCAUCUGACACACCAACUCUUUCAGUACCUGCUGAAAACGGCUCGACUAAGGGAUAGAUGUCGCAUUAAAAGGCGCUGUGGUUUGACCGGUCUACCGAAUUAAAUCAUCUGCCAACUCUUCUUACUUCAUCCUUUAGACUGUACCACUUCUAUCCCUUAACAUCCCCUAAAAUCUGAUAAUUUGUUUAAUAGAUUUCUCUCAUUCGAAAAUAACUUAUGCGUGAAAAAGAGUGAUGGUCAGUUUCCAAAUUUUACAACAUCGAUUUUGCACGUUUUAAUUGUUUUAUCUAAUUUUAUUAAUUAUUUUGCGUCAUCACCUUUUAUGCUUAAUGAAAUGUUUUCAUUUCUUUUUUUUGAUUUUUAAUGAAACAAGUAUGAUAAAAUAGCUCGUGAUCAUGAGAUCUCAAAUCAGCACAAAUUGUCGAGCUCACUUCAGCUGAUAAUUUUUUACACUUGCUUGAUUUCAGCUAAAAACGAAUUGAAUCGAUGUAAAAAUCAAAAUCGACCUAUCGCUUAAAAAAUGUGUAAUUUCUAAUACGAAAUCGUAUUCAAACUAAGAAAUCACUUGCGACCAAAAAAGUAGAACUUCUUUUUCCUUCGAGCAUCUUCAUCUCCAAUUGCAGCCUCUGUUUAUUACGUUUAAUCCUGAAUUCCCUUCCACACAUCAUUCUGGACCUAUUUUCAGCUCUCUUACAAGUCAUCUCUCAUGUAUAUCCCAUUCUUAAUCCUCGUGACUCAGGUAGCACCUUUAUGCUACUCUUUUAAGACCAAUAAAAUCAUGUUUAAGCUGCUCUACAUUAAAA